Molecule: messenger RNA, 1464 nt
Organism: Nicrophorus vespilloides
Lineage: Eukaryota; Metazoa; Arthropoda; Insecta; Coleoptera; Silphidae
Product: UDP-glucuronosyltransferase 2B1-like
Exons: 4
Molecular function (GO): UDP-glycosyltransferase activity
Source: RefSeq, a predicted model, not a curated record
AUGAUUGGAAAUCUUCUGCUACUGACAUUAAGUUUCGGCGUGUCUGUGUAUUCGGCGAGAAUCCUCGGUGCGUUCACCACUCCAUCCAUCAGCCAUCAAAUAGUUUUCUUGCCAAUCAUGAAAGAAUUAGCGGCCAGGGGCCACGAAGUGAUCAUAAUAACGACGGAUCCAAUCAAGGAAGACGUGCCUCCGACGUUGAGGCAAAUCAACGUGAGUUUCGCGUACAACUUAUGGAAUAACGACCUCGAAAAUAUAAUCGAAGAUACGAAGUACAAUCCCGUGAAGCUAAUGGACACUUUCAUUAACGUUUUGAAUGACAUCAACAGUCGAGUAUUGGAGCAUCCGGACGUGCAGACUUUAGUACACGGCAAUGCGGACAAAUUCGAUUUGUUCAUCGUUGAAUACUUAAUACCCACCCUGUACAGUUUGAAGCACAAAUUCGACUGUCCAAUGAUUGGAAUUACAUCCCUCGAUUCGCCGUACGAUGGUCACCAAGCAAUGGGCAAUCCUACACAUCCCAUAGUGUAUCCAGAUUUCACGUUGCCUUUUGAGGACGUGAAGUUGAAAUUCUUCGAUAGAUUGACCAGUUAUCUGUUCAUGCAAUUCUCGUAUAUAUACGACAUGGUUAAGUUCAUUCCGCUGCAAGAGGACACAAAAAAUAAGUACUUCGGGAAGGAUUACCCUCACGUGACAGAUGUCUUAAACUCCGUCGAUAUGCUCUUCAUAAAUACGAACCAUAUCUUCCAUAACAUCAGACCACUCACUCCUGCCACCAUUUCCAUAGGUCCGUUCAUACAUAUAAAACCACCUAAGCCAUUACCAAAGGAUUUGAAUAAGUUUUUGGAUGACGCGAAAGAAGGAUUCAUAUAUUUCAGUUUAGGAUCAAAUAUGAAGAGCAAAGACCUCAUGGAAAGCACGCGCUUAAGCAUUCUGAAGACUUUUGCCGAAUUACCAUAUAAAGUUCUGUGGAAAUUUGAGUCCGAAGAUUUACCGGGUAAACCUGAAAAUGUUAAAAUCCUCAAAUGGGUUCCACAGCAAGAUGUCUUACGACAUAAAAAUAUCAAGGUCUUUAUCACGCAAUGCGGUCUUCAAUCGCUAGAAGAGGGUCUGUUCAAUGAAGUUCCAUUCAUUGGUCUUCCCGUAUUCGGCGACCAACCGAUGAAUGCGGUCAACAUGGUCUCUAAAGGGCUGGGUGUAAAAUUGAACUACGAAAGUUUAACAUCGGAUCAAUUCAAAGCAGCAAUUUUAGAAGUAAUCGGAGAUCCUAAAUACAAGAAACGUGCGGAGGAAUUGUCCAGGAUUUCAAAAGAUGAGCCGAUGACGGGUAUGGAGAAAGCCAUUUUCUGGUCGGAGUACGUGAUCAGGAACAAUGGAGCUCAGCACUUGAAGGGAGCAGAGGGAAAAAUUCCAUUAUACCAAUAUUAUUAUUUAGAUAUAUUUGUGUUCUUAGCUUUCAUCUUCUUC